Mollisia scopiformis is the source of this 843-nucleotide messenger RNA. RefSeq lists its product as uncharacterized. The record is from RefSeq and is a predicted model, not a curated record. Lineage: Eukaryota; Fungi; Ascomycota; Leotiomycetes; Helotiales; Mollisiaceae. The transcript has 3 exons. The coding region runs from base 116 to 436 and encodes 106 amino acids.
GAACAUCGAACCCACUCUCAUACUUUCCACCACCACCUCGAAUCCUCUCAGCUCCUCUCACAAUUCAAUAAACCUUCCCAAAAACACUGUCAAUCUAUACACAAAGCAAUUCGAUAUGUCUUCCAACGUUCUCUCCGACCGGGACGUCAAUGCUGCUGUUGAGGCGAAGCCCGAUGUUAAGAGCAUGGAGUACCACCGACAGGUCUUGCAAAGCAAGCUUGAGGAGAACCAAGGCAAGCAAACAUACAUCUCCCCAUCCGAUACCAUCAUGAGCCCUUGCACCGCCAAGCUCAGCGCAUACCGAAGCAAGCAAGUCGGAAAGGCCAAGCCCAAGUCCCUCUUCGCAAAGACCUCCUCCAAGAACCUCGCUUCCGGAUCCCUCUUCGGCGGCCAAAUCCCCAAACCCGAGACUGAAGACCAGAAGAUGGAGGAUUAGCACCUUCUAUCGACCGCAUUUUCACGACCAUUUCUAUUCUUUGGCGGUGUACGAUAUACCCAUUUGAUUGCACGGGCGAGGAAACUCGUUUCUUUCCACACACAAAAAUUUCCACAUUACGAAAACAAAAGCGAGCACAGAUGAUAGCGACAUGUCCUUACACCAAACACACCGAUAUCGAGAAUUCUUUCCAUGGGAUAGUUGAUGGAGGGUGGUUAUGGGUAUUGAUUGUUUGCUUUUGGCUGUUGCUAUGCUGCGACGAUAGGCCUAGGGAGAAUAUUGCGGACUAAGGCGAUUGUGAUGGCAUUGGGUACUGGAGUAUACGGGCAUUCUUUAGAAUCACAAUGCGAUUGCGUUGGUUUACGGGCGAGCAAUGAAUGACUUUCUAUGACCAUGGAUGCAUGAGG